AUGAGGUCUGAACUGAUAGUCUGCGAAGGGAAGAAUCAUCCUAGUGAGAACUUCCACUACGAACAAGUCAAGAUGGUGUUCAAAUUUGUGAUCCUCUGCGCUUUCGCUGUUCUGGUCCAGUCUAUCGCCGGCCAGAAGUGUGGCUGCUCCUGCAAGUCCGUGUCCAUCUCCACCAGCGGCGGCGACUUCCUCGUCACCAGCGUCGGCCCCAUCUCCCCCUCCGGCAUCGCCGUCUCCUCCGAUCUUGACCAGAGCGGAGACUUGAAGGUCAACGGGGAACUGCCGUUCCUGAGCGCCGUGAAGUUCUCUGGCGAAUACGACACUAAAGGGUCUGGCUGCGUGGACUACAGCUGCGGCACCUGCGGGAACGUGGCCAUCACCAGCGUGAAGAGCGGCUCCGGCUGCGGCUGCGGCUGCAAAUACUAA
Cydia amplana is the source of this 426-nucleotide messenger RNA. Its product is annotated as chorion class high-cysteine HCB protein 12-like. Gene Ontology annotation, cellular component: egg chorion. Gene Ontology annotation, biological process: multicellular organism development; chorion-containing eggshell formation. Lineage: Eukaryota; Metazoa; Arthropoda; Insecta; Lepidoptera; Tortricidae. The record is from RefSeq and is a predicted model, not a curated record. The coding region runs from base 1 to 426 and encodes 141 amino acids. Gene Ontology annotation, molecular function: structural constituent of egg chorion. The transcript is spliced from 3 exons.